UGAUGGGAGGUAGGACGGGAAUGACGGCAGGGGUGAAAUGGUGUUGGUAGAGCUUCCUGCUGAUCUUGAGUUUGGGUGUGAGGUUGUUGGAGUUGCAUGUAUACUGGAUUGUUCCUUGAUGAGGUUUUCUGGUGCAGCACAGCCAGACCUGUAUCGAAGUGGAUCUUCAUCACCAGGACCACCUGCUGGUGCAGAGGACAAUCUACAAGAGGAUCCCUCCGCCUGGACGACGACGCCAAGGAUACGGCUGUCGGACCAUCAACAGGAGGACCCCUCUGCUGGUGUGGAAGAUGACCUGGACAACGACGCCAAGGAUACCACGGCCAGACCAUCAACAGGAGGACCCCUCUGCUGGAGUGGAGGAUGACCUGGACGACGACGCCAAGGAUACCACGGCCGGACCAUGGACAGGAGUACCCCUCCGCUGGAGUGGAGGAUGACCUUGAUGGCAAACCCCAAGGAUUCCACGGCUGGACCAUCAACAGGAGGUAUCUGUCUGUGAAGUAAUGUGUCUUGGAAGAUUAUUUGCUUAUUAGUUUAAUAAAAUUAGAAGAAUAUCUAGCUAUACGACUGAAUUAAAUGUACAUUUAUUAUUUGUCUAAUUCAGAUAAAACCAGAUAAUGAUAAAAUGUAUUUUGAGACAAAUUUUUAUAAAUGACAUUUCGUCCUUUUAAACCAGCCGUAAACUAUUUUAUUAUGGCUCUUUUUAUUUGAUAAAACAAAAAAAAGCAUUAUUUAUGAAGGAGGAUAUUCCUAAUUGACACAUGCCUUCAUCACCAGAACCCCUCUGCAGGAGCGGAGGAUGAUCUGGACGACGACGCCAAGGAUACC
Messenger RNA from Aplysia californica (California sea hare), 831 nucleotides. RefSeq lists its product as uncharacterized. The record is from RefSeq and is a predicted model, not a curated record. NCBI's taxonomy places the organism in Eukaryota, Metazoa, Mollusca, Gastropoda, Aplysiida, Aplysiidae. Bases 38 to 367 code for a protein of 109 amino acids. The transcript has 5 exons.